This is a messenger RNA of Diospyros lotus (date-plum), 1762 nucleotides long. RefSeq lists its product as uncharacterized. The transcript is spliced from 6 exons. NCBI's taxonomy places the organism in Eukaryota, Viridiplantae, Streptophyta, Magnoliopsida, Ericales, Ebenaceae. Bases 437 to 1288 code for a protein of 283 amino acids. The record is from RefSeq and is a predicted model, not a curated record.
ACAUCCAGGGGCUCAACCGAGAACUGAGCAUUGUCCGACGGUCAGACAGACUUCAGAGCGGUGAGUAAGUACCCUCAAAUCAAAUCAAUCAUAUCCUUGCGAUCCGAUCGCCUUCCAUCAACUUAGCUGGUCCUCUUACGCACGCAAUAAUUCUCAAACUGUUUGGACAAUUCUACCCUACUCUUUUCGAGGAAAGAUCCAGAAGAACCCUUCCCUUGGAUACACUUCUGAACGAGCACGAAAGAGGGGUGGGAAUGGCGGAGCUUUUUUCGCGUCGUUCUACGUCUCCGGCGAACUACGAGAGAAAUACCGGAAAGAAGUUGAGAUGUGAUAUUGGUAAUCAAUGACAUGGUAUCACUUCUAUCUUCUAGAAGGGAUCUUGUAGGCCUUUUUGGGCGCAUUAUUUGAGAAAAGUCUUGAGAUUAGGCUGCUUGUGAUGUCUGCCUACGGCCAUCAAAUGGAGGGGGAAUAUUCCAGCCCGAGUCUUUCUAGUAGAGAGAGUUCUGAGAUGGGAAGCCAUUACGUAAUGGAAUCAGGAUUUUACAUGACGUCUUUUGCUGCAACUAUCUUCAUUGCUGGACUUGUAACAGUCGGGGUUUUAUUAAUCACUUUGCUGAUUGCAUUAACAGUGAUGCUGCAGUCCUGUGAAAGCAGGAGUGCAGGACUUGUUGAGAUAUCAAGACCAAAUGACAGUUACAAUUAUUGCAAGAUCCUUUCUCUGCAGGCUGAGCUCAAUGGAUUGGAUGUGGAUGAUUUGCCUGAAAUCUGUAAGACUGCUACCAUUCAAUACAUAAAACAAGGUCACUAUGCAAGAGAUUUAAAUCUUACAGUGGCGAUAGCUGAACACUAUUUUGAUAGUGUCAAACCAUUAGAGGGUGGUAUGGACUUGGUGCUGAUAGACAUUGAUGACUUCUUUCCCUCAAGUUCUCAUUACACUGAUCCACUUCAGUCUCGAUUCAGUCAGUUUGGUUGUUAUGAUUGCGUUAAGGAGGCAAACAAUCUGAAACACUUUUUCAUCCUGAAACUGUACAUAAGACUUCGCGCUGGUGGCUGGUCAUUGAUUUUGUUAUCAAGGAGGCCUGAGAAACAACGGAAUGACACCAUAGAGAACCUUAUUUAUGCAGGUUAUGGUGGUUGGUCUUCAUUGAUUAUGAGGAGCCAUCAGUUGAGGGUGAGUUGUGCAUGCAAGAUCCUGUAUUGGUUUUUCAGACAGUCCAAAUCAUGCAAUCAAAGUUUGGUUGUGCCCUGUUUGACGUAUUCUCCACUUUGGCUCAGAGGCAUGCACUAGAGUAAUCACACAGAUUUGUCCUAAAAAGGGCUCUCAUGGGGUAGGGGAGUGACCCCUUGGUUAUAAGCCAUAGCUCUCCCCUGAUUUGCACCCAAUGUGGUAUUGUCCCUCCCCAACACUUUAGUACCUCUUUAUUUUCUAUUAAUUUAUAGUCUACUUGUGAAAUAUAUAUGUUAAGUUCUGGUAGGUUGACCAUUUAUCUUUGGCCUUGGGAUUUGUAAGUUUUGAGAGUUGCACAACUCUAUCCAUUGGAAUUAUGUGUUUUUGAUUAUUACAUCUAAAUACUUGGAAUCAAUCCUAAGUCGUAACUAUGUGCGUUUAACCAUCACAGUUUUUCUAUGAUUUAGAUCAUUUGACCAUAAUCCUAGUGGUAGCUGCCAUAUAUUACUCUGAUGAAGCAUGGUACCACACUCAUUUGCUUUUGUUUGACGUUCUGUUACUUGUUGAGCUAUUCAUAUUGCUUGUUUAUGUUAU